This is a messenger RNA of Sparassis crispa, 960 nucleotides long. RefSeq lists its product as hypothetical. The transcript is spliced from 3 exons. Gene Ontology annotation, molecular function: nucleic acid binding. The record is from RefSeq and is a predicted model, not a curated record. The coding region runs from base 1 to 960 and encodes 319 amino acids. NCBI's taxonomy places the organism in Eukaryota, Fungi, Basidiomycota, Agaricomycetes, Polyporales, Sparassidaceae.
AUGAGCCCCCACCUGUCGCAGCAGCUUCAAGAGUGCAUUGUCACCUGGCGGCAGGAAGGCAAACCAAUUCGCGAGAUCGCAGAGCUGGCUGGCUGCUCAGAGAGAACAGUUUCCACCAUCCUCAGUCUCUACCGUGAUUACGGGAUAGUUUCCAACCCGAAUGCUAGAUUGCGAGGCCGCCCUCAUGCUCUCGACACAGGCGAUGUCAAUUAUCUCAGUGCACUCCUCCAAGCAAACCCUGUCCUGUACCUUGACGAGCUCCAGGAGCAGCUCAUUCAUUCCCAUGGUACCGAUGCAUCAAUUGCCACACUCUCCCGUGCCUUGCGUCAUCUUUCACUCACCCUCAAGAAGAUCACCAAGGAAGCUGCAGAACGAGAUGACCUUUUGCGUGCUACUUGGAUAGGAGAGUAUGGAGAUAUACCCAUGGAGUACUUCAUUUGGCUUGACGAGUCAAGUGUGGAUGAUGUGACGAAUCAGCGGAGGCGAGGGUGGUCAGGGAUUGGACGUGCAUGCGUGUGGCGUGAAAUGUUCAUUCGUGGGCAGCGGUAUUCGGUACUUUCGGCUCUUUCAAUUGAUGGAAUUAUAGCCCUCGAUAUCUUCGAGGGUUCGGUGAAUAAGGAGCGAUUUAUAAAGUUUGUAGAGGAAGAGUUGGCACCUAAACUAACUCCAUAUCCUGGUCCACGUAGUGUUGUUGUGAUGGAUAACUGUGCAAUCCAUCACGAUGAGGAAGUUAGGCAGAUUGUUGUCGACGACUGUGGUGCUAAGCUCAUCUACUUACCGCCAUACUCUCCCAACAUGAAUCCCAUUGAGCAAGCGUUCUUCUCCAUCAAAGCAUGGCUUCGGCGUCACGAAGCUGCAGCCAUAGACGCAGAUGUACGCCCAUGGUUAAUCCAUCAAGCAAGUCUUUCAGUCACACCAGAGCAUGCAGAACAUUGGAUUAUGAAUUGUGGAUACUCGUAA